AUGACUCUUCACAAGAAGCAGCAGACAACAGUCCCCCGCAGCACUCUGCUGCUGCUGCUGCUGCUGCUGCAGCUGCUGCAGCAACAACAGCAGCAGCAGAUGCUUCAACUACAGCAGAUGGUCAGGCCCCAAGAACAGGCAAGGGUGCAUCAUCAGGGCCAUCAUCAUCAGCAGAAGCAGGUGGAGCAGCAGGAACAGCAACAGCAACAGCAGCAGCAGCAGCAGCAGCAGCAGCAGCAGAAGCAGCUGAAGCACCAAACAGCGCGAAAGACUAUCCGUGCAGCAUUGCUUCGUCAAGGCGAAGCAUUUUGUUCUGCUGUGGCUGGCGGAGACAUUCAGCACCCGAACAUGUUGCUAGACGUGGAGCUGCAGAAAACUGUCUCCUUUGUUGUCCCCCGUCUCGCGUCCCGGCUUGAGUGUGAAGGCCUACAGAUAGACCUCGGCAGCCUCAAAGCAAAAUCUCUGCUACAGCCCAGGAGACUCUUCUACCCCACACACAUGGAGACUUCGGCACUGCUAGACUCUUACUCUUGCGAACUAACGGGCCUUACUGUGGCGAGGACGAUGUCCUGCAGCAGAGACCUGCUGCGGCUGCAGAUGUAUUUGGGGGGCCUCAUUGUCCCCUUUCCUCGUCGGCUUAGCAGCUUGCUGCAGCUAUCAGCAGCAGCAGCAGCAGCAGCAGCAACUGCAGCAGGCGGUACCUCUUGGGCUGCACAGCAGCAAACUGCUGCUGACCUCGCGGGGAGCCAUCUGGAGACUGCAGGGGACUCUGCUGCUGCUGCGCCACAGACCCGGUUCGCGUCAGCAGCAGCAGCAUGGCAGCAGCAGCAGCAGCAGCAGCAGCAGCAGCAGCAGAUUAAGACUGGGGGGACAGAAGACACGAGGGGAGACUCAACUGUCUCUUACCUCGUCCGCCCCGUGGAGACAAGUACUAUCUCUCUGAAGGUUGCUCACGAUAAGUACAGGCCCGGUGUCCCCGCCUUUCAUGUGGACAUAAUUCAAGAGAGUAUUGCGGUGUCAGUGUCUCCUCACGACAUUGAGUUGUUAGCUAACCUAGCAGCCGAGUCCCUAGAGAUAUUUUAUUCUUAUUCUCCCCGGCUUGAGGCUAUAUUCAGAGAUGCAGCACAGCAGCAAGCAGCACUGGAUGCAUGCAUAGUGCAGCAGAUGGAGGCGAAGUGUGUGGAGCUGGAGCAGGAACAAAAACAGCAACAACAACAGCAGCAGCAGCAGCAGCAGCAGCAACAGAGAAAGGCUUCACACCCAGAAGAGGAGACAGUUGUCUCCUCGAUCGCUGCAGCAGGUGUAGACCAUACAACUGCUCUCGUGGGGACCCAGCUGGCUCUGAGCCGAGCAAGGGCCCAGGAGGCCCUCGCCUCUGCCUCUGACUCUCUCGUCAACAACAAACAAGGAGACAUGUAUGUGGAGAUACACUGCGCUCUGGGGGGUCUCCGGCUGUCUCUUCUUAGACGGGGCCCCACAAUAAGCUACAAGGGCAGCACACGAGACGCAGCAGCUGCUGCUGCUGGUUCGGCUCCUGCUGCAGCAGCAGGAGACAACGAAGACGCGGACUCCUUUGCUGUUCCUGUUGCAGCAGGGCCUGCUGCUGCAUCCACAGCAGCAACAGCAGCAACAGCAGCAACCUCAGCAACUGCAGCAACUGGAUCCCACGCAACAGCUACGGAUACAGCUGGAGGGGGUGGGGGGCCCCCUCGCAGCAGCGGGCCUGGGCUUCAUCUGCAGCACCGGCGGAUGCGUUGGCAUUUCGACUCUCCUGCUGCUGCUGCUGCUGCUGUUGCGUCAGCAGCAGCAGCAGGAACAGCUCCUGUUGCAGCAGGAGUUGGGGGCUUUCUAAGUGGAUUUGCACAGAUGGCUGCAUCCGCAAUGGACGGGCUGUCCGCGCAGCAGCGGGCGGCGUCGUUGAUAUCAGGGGAAGGGGGGGGGGCCCCCGAGGGGCCCCUCCAGGGUUAUGUUGGGGGGCCCCCCAGGUGCUGUGUCCCCUCCUAUGGGGGCUGGCUGUCUGCUUGUCUGCCCCUAACAGAGCCAUGCAUCGGACAGGCAUACAGGCCGUACCAGACCAUUGGUCCACUGGUCACGCUGCUGCUCGGGGAAUGCUUCAUCGAGGCCUUCACCUCAACUGAGGGACUGCUGCAGGCUCGUGUUGCGCUGCAAGGGGCUGAGCUGAGAGAUGAUACAAACAUCGCACCCAUCUGUCUCUCUUCUCUAUACUUGGGAUCGGGAUCGUCAGACACCCCACAACAACCCCACACACACGACCAACAGGAGACACAGGAAACUGUCUCCGCACCCAGCCAACAUAUAUUCCCCCCAAGAGGAGACACCCGCAGCAACUUCGUUACAUGCGACACCAGCAGCAGCCCGGCAGCAGCAGCAGCAGCAGCAGCAGCAGCGCAGCAGCAUCUGCAGCAGCCAAGCAGCCAAACAGAUUCAGUCGCCCGAGACAAACAAGCAACACAACGAAUGGAAAAAGCCCGCAGCGCUGUCAUCGUCACUGAGACCAGAGCAGUGAGCCAGCAGCAGCUGCAGCAGCAACAGCAGCAGCAGCAGCAGCAGCGGACAGAUUCGAGAACGGAGGAGAAAGGGUACGAAGAUUGUCCUUUCCGUCGACGUACUUGUUUUGCCCCCCACAGCAGCAGCAGCAGCAGCAGCAGCAGCAGCAGCAGCAGCAGCAGCAGCAGCAGCAAGAGUAUUUGUUCAUUGCUGCAGUGUUGUCCUCGUCGUCCUCACCUGGAGCUGCGUCUCUCUGGCAACACAACCGAGGAGACAGUGGAGACAGUUGUCUCUCUCGCUAACACACGGCUGGUGUUAGUAUGGGAGGUGCUCAACGAAGUGCUGCAGGUGGCUAGCCAGCUAGCUGAAGACAUGCCCACCUUCCAGUCUCCUCCGCCUCCUCUGCCCCCUCCUCCUCCUCCUUCUUGGUCUCCGCUUCACCCGCAGCACCAGCAACAGCAGCAGCAGCAACAGCAGCAGCAGCAGCAGCAGCAGGAGGGGGUCUCUUCAUCCGAGCUGCUCGAGCAGCAGCUCGAGGCCGUCGUGCACCGCCUGCUGCGGGCGAGAAAGAGAUACUCAUCGAAGGCCCCACCCAGCAGAAACCCCAGCAUGGGUACAACAGAUAGCAGGUGGUUUAGCUUGGCGGGAGGAGACGAUCCCAGGGACUCAGCUGCCUCGGCCUCUGACUCAGCUCCCCCAUGUAUGGGGACGCAGCAACCACUGCAGCACGAAAUCUCUUCCCCUGAAACUGAAUCAGCAGCAGCAGCGCCAACUGCAGCACCAACUGCAGCAGCAGCAGCAGCAGCAGCAGCAGCAGCAAGCUGCAGAGAUACGUCAGUGACUGCUCAACUGCUCGGCGAAUUCCCCCUGCGGUGUUCCACCCGCUACACUACCAGAACCGCGUCCUCUCCUCCAGAGCAGCAGCAGCAAGUGCAGCAGCAACAGCAGCAGCAGCAGCAACAGCAGCAACAGCAGCAGCAGCAGCAGCAGCAGCGAGAGGGUAAGCAGGAUGAUGAGUUGGUUGUCCCUGGUUCUUUACCUGCAUGGGUCCCCGCAGAGAGCGCCAAUGGCUCCAGUAUGUUUGACAACGGGCGUCUCCUGCGGGCUAUAGAGGAGACACAAUUUGGGGGGAGAGGAGACAGCUGUCUCCCCCAGUUUGGAGACAGUGAGGGGGAGGGGCAUCGUCUCCCUGGCUGCAACGGAGACACUAUGAUGCUGCAGCACAUGAAGCGGGCUGGGCGCUGGCGUCUCCCCAGCAGCGCGUUUGCUGCGGGAGAGAGUGUUCGAGCUGUGGGGUGCGCGGGGGGCCCCGAGGCCUUCAACAACUGCAGCAGACUGCCGCAGCUGCAUCUCCGUCUCCGCAUGCAGCAGGUAGAGAUAUGGCUACCAACAGAACCCGUACGCAUGCCUGCUGCACAGCAAGCAGAGACACAGCAGCAAACCCCCUUCAGUAAGCGCAGCACAACUGCAGCAGGUCUAGCAGCUGUCUCCCACAGUGAACGUAGGAGACAGCAGCAGCAGCAGCAACAACAAAUUCAGCAACAGCAGCAGCAGCAGCAGCAGCAUGGGGACACAACAGAAGGGGACACUUCUAAGCCCACCAAUGCAAGCGGUACCCUCACUGCUGCCCCCACAGGGGGGGCCCUAGGCAAGAAAGGCAGAAACCUCCUCAACCGUCUCCGCUUCGAUAACGUUUUGUCUGUAGAGAGUAAGGGGGGGCCCCCGACGGAGACAGGGACAGUGGUGGGGUCGUGGGGUGGUAGACGCCGUAAAGGAGACACCCAGCAGCAGCAACAGCAACAGCAGCAGCAGCAGUUGCUGCUGCACCACUUUGUCCCCGAUGGGAUCGCUGGAGCUGUCCCUGGGAUCGUCUCCGGUCUCGCGUCUGCUGCUGCAGGGGUAUCGAAUGCAACGGCGAGGGGACGGAGAGCUCUGUUGGGUGUGGGGCGCAGCAGCACGGGGCUGCUGCAGCAGCAGCAGCCGCAGCAGCUGAUGUACUGCAGCAGCAAUCUACAAACAGGAAAGAGGUUCUUAGCGAGGCCCCUCAAGGCCUCAGCAGUAGACUACUGGAGGGGCCUCCGCCGCCUCGUGCUGCGGAGAGACAGAGCAACGCCAGAGGGGACAGCUGCGAUCGCUGCAUGCGCAGCACGAGUCCCCAAGCUGAUUGCUGUCUCUGCUGGGUUUGAGUUCUCCUUGGGCAUGUUCUCUCUCCAGCAGCAGCAGCAGCAGAAGCAGCAGCAACAGCAGCAGCAACACCAGAGUCAGCAGCAGCAGGAACAGGAGGAGACAGAUGAAUACAACAUACCGGAGCUUGCAUUUGUGAGAGAGGUUGAGAGCAGUGAUUUGUUCCCGCUGCAGCAACUGUCUCCUUAUUGUCCCUGUCUUAUACGUGUGGGGUUAUAUGUAUCGCGUCUAUGUGCUGUAGCAACACAGCCAGAGCUGCUGUCUCCUUUGCUUCCUUGUGUGGUGGCCUGGGAGCCUCUACGUCUCAGCAGUCCCCUUCUGUCUCCAACAAGAAUGGAGCUUCAGGUGUCUCUGUGUCUCCCCUCAGCUGAAGCAUUGAAGGAACGUAUCUGUGGUGUCUCCCCUGAUGUCUCUGCUGCACUGCGGCAGCGGUAUGGGUUGCUGCAGGCAACAGAGCCAGAGGGUCUGUGUGUGCGUCUUGUUGUUGAGCCUGUAUUACUAACCCUCGAUACUCUUUCUGUUGUUCUUACUUAUCAACUUCUAUCUAUUGUUAAUGCUCUUACAGAAGAAACUAAUAAACUUUUCCCCACACCACCACCAACACAGGAUGAACUCAAGGCUGCAGCACCUGAGGCAUCAGAUACCCUCACCAGCGCAGCCAAAUCUAUCACAGCAACCACCAGCAACCAACACAGACAAACAACACCAACCCUACCACCACCACCGCAUACACACCCAUCAGCAGCAGCAGCAGCAGCAGCAGCUUAUGAACAGUAUGCUGCUGCAGCAUACGCGCAUGCGGAAGAAGAAGCAGCUGCUGGUGGGUCACGGGGCCCCGGCCGGGGCCUCAACCCGGUGUUGGAGACUUUCAUUGCUGAGCAGCAGCAAGAGCAGCAGCAGCAGCAGCAGCAGCAGUACCUGCAGCAGCAGCACCGCCGUAUGUCGCCUACAAGGGAUGGUGGGUCUCUGCUGCUGUCUGGUGCAGCAGAAGGAGGAGGGGAGGGGUUGUGGGGGGCCCCCUGGGCCCCCCCACCAGUCCCCGAGGAGGAGACAGAGAAAACUUGUGUGUUGACGACGCAGGAGGCAUUGGGGGGGUUGCUGCAUACAACAGCAAUGGCAUUUGAGGUGUCUGCUGAGCUGUUUCGGGUGUCUCUAUGGGAUACAUUCAGUGUCAGCAGAAAGUGUUGCUUUUCUCUUACAGUUGAGGACGUGGAGCUGAGGGGGGCGUCAAGGCCCCGGUGUACGGAGACGAUCCCACUCGAUCCCAGCCCCACAACUCUUGAUGCAUGCACAGAUCCAUUCCUCAAGGCCUGUUGUACUCGACUACAACACCAAGAACUCUGCGCCAGGCACCACAAACUCAGACGCAGAUUUAUACACAUGCAGGCCCCCGUUAAGCGAAGAGACAGCAGAACAACUACAACUACACACCAGCAGCAGCAGCAGCAGCAGCAGCAGCAGCAGGUGCUGCUGCAGCAGGCGGAGACUGCAACGGGCACAAGACUCAACCCACAGACCUCUCACUCCUUCUUCAGCCAAGAGUCUGACGGCGAAGUACAAGGGGGGGCCUCGGGGGGGGCCCCGGGGGGGGCCCCCACGGGAGCCCCUUUACCUUGUGUUUCAGGUGCUCCUAAGGACACGGUGGUGGGUGCGGAUUCAUUGAUGUCUUUUGCUUCUAGCAGAAAGGAGAAGCGGAGAGAUCGUCGGCAGCAGUUGCAGCAGCAGCUGCAGCAGCAGGUGCAGCAGCCGCCGCAGCAAGAACGAUUGGGGUCUCGUUCUCUGUCUCGGGGGCUGCGUAAUAUGGCAUCUGCCUCUUUGGCGAGUGCUUCUCGUCGGCGUCAAGGAGACAGAGAAAGAGAGAAAGAAAGAGACAGAGACAGAGACAGAGACAGUAACGGGCCUCAUUUCUUAUGCACUAACGAUAGACUACAAACAAGCGAGACACUGCAGGCCCUCCCCUUCACAGAAGACAGGAGAGAGACAACCGGCAGCGACAUCGCCUCUGCCUGGUCAACAGGAGAUGUAUUCUGGCGGAUAUGGAGAGACGUUGAAGAGCAGCAAGAAAGACAGCAGCAGCAGCAGCAGCAGCAGCAGCGCUCGGUGACCGCACACAGCAGCACACAGCUGCAACAGGGAGGAGCAACGCAGGGCGUCCAGGCUGGGUUGACGCUUGAGGCGGGUCUGGCGUCCCUGAUAUCUGCAUGCGGCACCGGGCAGCAACAGCAGCAACAGCAGCACCAGCAGCAGCAGCAGCAACAGCAGCAGCAGCUGCUGCAACAUUCAACAGCAAAACACAGGAGUGUGAAGUGCACGCGACACGCACAACGCCAAGGCAGUCUACUGGCUCACGGCCGUCGCCGUGUCUCUCGUUUCCGUCUGCCUAAGUCUUUCCGUCGCUGGGUUGUUUCUCAGUUUAGGGGCCCGGGUGGUGGUGGGGGCCCACCUGGUGGGGGUACUGGGGGCCCCCAGGGGCCCCCCAUCCCGUGGGUACGCGAAGCAGCAAGCGGGGAAAGGCUAAGACGCCUGAUGAUGGCGUCGGAGCCGUGGGCGAGCAUCGACUUGAGUUUUGUUGUCUCCGCGGAGCAUUUGAAUAGACUCGAGGGGACAACAGAUGCAACCAUAGAGCCGUGGAGACUGGAGACAGUUGGGCGCAAAGUGUCUCUUACAGACCCCACACUUUUAGAUCUCCGAGCUUCUUGGCUUAACCUAAACUUUAAUGUUGCUCUAGCAGAUGCAUUACUUGUAUAUGGAUAUGCACUUAUAGGUGUUGUCGUUCGGCAGCGGGCUCUCCUGCAUCUCAACACACGCAGACUGGGGCCCAAGGCACCCCCACAACCAGGGGUACUAGGGGCCCCUGGGGGCCCUCUAGGGGGCCCCCUCGGGGGCCCCCUUAACAGGGAAGGGUAUGCACAAACUGUUCAUGGGGGGGGCCUCAGAAGACCUGAGUCUAUCGAGACACGCAGCGUGCGGGUUGGGGGUGCUGCACCAACGGAGGUGGGGGCAUCGGAGCUGCGGUGGUCUCAGCAGCAGCAGCAGUUGUAUCUGCUGCAGCAGCAUGGAUUGUGUGGUUCUGGUGACGGUAGUGAGGCUUCGCAUGCAUUAGCAGCAGCAGCAGCAGCAGCAGAAGUCCCCUCAUACUAUGCUGUACUGAGGCCUGAUGGUACUGUUGUGGGGAGCAGUGGCUUUGACUUGUUUGCGCGGCUCGAAGACGCACUGUCUCUGGAUCUAUUGGGGGACCAUCUGCUGCAGCGGUCAUCUGUGCACAUGUCUCCUUGUGCUGAGUUUGCUGGGGAUCAGUUGAAGGAGGCGCAGCAGCAGCAGCAGCAGCAGCAGGCAACGGCAUCUGCUGCUGCUGCUGCAGCAGCAACAGCAACAACAACAGCUGAGGAAACAACUGAUAAGGAAUCGGGGAGACCAGCACAACUUGUACACCCGCAACAGCAGCAGCAGCACCCCUCGUAUACUUCUGCUGCUGUGUCUGCAACAGACGGAGGCAGCACUGCAGCAGACAACACAAACAGAGACCAAGCCAGCAGCAACCCGAUGCUAUACAAUUUGUUGGGACAACCUAUAGCCAUCAUGACAGCUUCUGCUGUCGUCUUGUGUGCUUGUUGUCUAUGCUUGAAUGCAUAUUCAAUUUAG
Eimeria mitis is the source of this 8334-nucleotide messenger RNA. RefSeq lists its product as uncharacterized. The record is from RefSeq and is a predicted model, not a curated record. Lineage: Eukaryota; Apicomplexa; Conoidasida; Eucoccidiorida; Eimeriidae.